Molecule: messenger RNA, 1361 nt
Organism: Clupea harengus (Atlantic herring)
Lineage: Eukaryota; Metazoa; Chordata; Actinopteri; Clupeiformes; Clupeidae
Gene: znf830
Product: zinc finger protein 830
Biological process (GO): mitotic DNA damage checkpoint signaling; nuclear DNA replication; mitotic DNA replication checkpoint signaling
Cellular component (GO): spliceosomal complex; nucleus
Molecular function (GO): zinc ion binding; nucleic acid binding
Source: RefSeq, a predicted model, not a curated record
UUUAGAUCCGGCGAAAAGUUAGACGCACUUUGGGUCCUUCGCCAAGAUGUCAUUACGUAAUAUUCAGGCGCCAAGACCUGCUCAACUCUGGGAGUAGUUUGUUGUGGAAGAUGUCUAAAGUAAAAAAGGGUAAAAAGGUAGUUAAUCAGGAGGAGUUGCGUCGGUUGAUGAGAGCGAAACAAAAGGAAUCCGACAGAAAGAAAAGAGUCGAAUCGCCAUUUGCUAAAUACAACUCUCUCGGUCACCUAAGCUGUGUGCUCUGCAAUGUACCCGUGAAAUCGGAAAUAUUGUGGCAAGCGCAUAUCCUUGGAAAACAGCAUAAAGAUAAAGUCGCCGAACUCAAAGGAGCAAAGCAACCCCAAGUCAACAAUCAGACCGUCCUGCCCUCGCAACUGAAAAGGAAAGCGCCAGAGACAAAUGCAACCUCAGGGAAAAAAAGACCCACAGACGCUGGUUCCACGUCCUCCGGGCUUCCUCCAGGUUUUUUUGACGGGGACAAGAAAUCUACUGGUUUGGGGAUAUUAAGUGGUAUUUAUGACGAUGAUGAUGAUGAUGAUGAUGAAAACGAAGACCACAACAACAGUGUUGCAAUUGCUGGAAAAGCCGAAGACGAGAAAUCGUCCAGUGCCUCCGCAGCUGUUGAGGGUGCACCCAAUUCGGGCCUUCCAGAUGAUUUUUUUGACAGCGGCAUCCCACUUGCCCCAAGUGUUUCCCACUCGGGUUCGAUUUCCAAACCGGACGAAGAUGACAAGGUCUCAGAGAGGAGAGAAAACACAACAGAGGCUUUACCUGAGGGGUUUUUCGACGACCCAGUGAAAGAUGCCAAGGUGCGCAAUGUGGACACACCUAAAGACAUAAUGGACAAGGAGUGGGACGAGUUUCAGAAGGAGAUGCGGCAGGUGAACACCAAAUCAGAUGCUAUUGUUGCUGAGGAUGACGAAGAAGGGCGGUUGGAGCGUCAAAUCGAUGAGAUUGAUGAACAGAUUGAAUGCUACCGCCGAGUGGAGGUACUGCGAGAUAAACAGGACAUUGUCAAAGAGAAACUUGUCCGGGAGAAGAUGGGCGUUUCUGCUGAGUACUCUGGUGACAGUGAUGAGGAAGACGAAGAGGAAUUGCUUCAUUUGCUGUCUCGGGACUGGAGGGCUAAAGGCGCUCUUGCUUAAUAUGGCCUGCUUAGUUGGGUUACCGACGGUCGGUUUUUGACCUUUUCCAAAAUGUGUACAAAGCAGUGGAAUGUUGUGUUUGGGGAUAAUGUCUUUGUUCAAUAAUUUGUUCAUACAGAAUGUAUGUGAUGUAGUUGAAACAAGUCCAUCUGAAAAUCUCUAGUAAAUACUUUAUGUAUUAAAAUGUUCAUGAGUACA